AUGACGGUCACAUUUGACAACGCAGACAGUGACGAGAUCCUGGGCGAGCUCAACUUCACCCUUCCCGACGACGAGCUCGACCACGAUGCGCGUAUCUACCUGGAAGUGGGUCACGAGCGACCCAAAAAGCCCUUCUGGAAGCCACUCCAUUCGCUUCGACCGGAGCUGGACCACCUUCGCUCCCUGUCCCCCGUCGAACAGCUUCCGCUCAUCCGCUCGCAUCUCGCAUCGCGCGGAUUUGCCAUCGUCCCACACCACAGCUCGGUCCUCUCACAACACGGCAUCGACGAUCAACCCGCCUUUACCGCUUUCGCUCGCGAAAAUCUCGACUUGAUCCAGCGCAUCACGGGUGCGGACGAGGUGAUUCUAUGGAACGCAACAAAACGCCAAGCCACCGCGACAACAUCUGAGACCUCUGCGGAUGGAUACGAGCGUCAGUCCCGACCUCAAGGAGUGGAGUCGCGAUUCGAUAAGCCCAUGGAACCUCCCGCGGUGUUCGCGCACAUCGACCAGGAUCCGUACCAGGGCAAGCGCGUUUGCGCUAUGGCCAUCGCUGGACAUCCCCCCCUGCUGAAGGAUGGGGCGAUGGUGAACCCGCACGAGGCAGUGGACGCUGACCUAGCGGGAAACUAUGGCAGGACCAUGAUCAUCAACCUCUGGCGACCCGUGGGCGGGGUUGUGUACGACAAACCCCUGGCUAUCGCUGAUUACAGGAGCUUGGACAAGAAGUGCAUUUCCAGAUGGGCGAGCCCGUACGGGUGCGGAUACGAUGUGCACGAGGAUGGAGGGCAGAGGUGGCACUUUGUGCCCCAGCAGACCAACGAUGAGGUCUUGGUGUUCAAGUGCUACGAUUCGGCGCAGGAGGAGAAAGGCGAGGCGCUGUAUGGAGCUCAUUGCGCCGUGAAUAGGGUCAAGGGUGGAGGGGAGGUGCCGGAGGGUGCGAAGCCGAGAAGGAGCGUCGAGUUUCGCUUUGUUGCUGUGUGGCGCUAG
Messenger RNA from Kalmanozyma brasiliensis GHG001, 990 nucleotides. RefSeq lists its product as uncharacterized. The coding region runs from base 1 to 990 and encodes 329 amino acids. Gene Ontology annotation, molecular function: oxidoreductase activity. NCBI's taxonomy places the organism in Eukaryota, Fungi, Basidiomycota, Ustilaginomycetes, Ustilaginales. The transcript has a single exon. The record is from RefSeq and is a predicted model, not a curated record.